AUGUACGCUUCCAGCAUCUUCACCAUCUUGGCCGCUGCCAUCGCCAGCGUGUCUGCUGUUCCCACUCCUACUGAGGGCAACAUGCUUCCUUCCCGUACUUUCCUCACUGGUGUGACCCAUUCCGUCGUUGUUGGACGCGGUGGACUUCACUUCGACCCUGAGAAUGUUGUUGCUCAGAUCGGUGACACCAUUGAGUGGCACUUCACUGCUGCCAACCACUCCCUGGUUCAGUCCGACUUUGCUCAUCCUUGCAACCCCCUUGCUGAUGGCACUGGCUUCUUUGCUGGCUUCAACUUUGUCACUGCCGAGGGCCAGAACCCCAACGUCUACCAGAUCACCGUCGUCGACAACUCUCCCAUCUGGUACUACUGCCCUCAGCCCAAAGGCGAGCACUGCGUGAACGGAAUGUUGGGGGUCGUCAACCAAAAUUUUGACGGGGAUAAGACUCUUUCGAACCAGAAGAACAUUGCGAAGUCAGCCACGUUGGUAAUUCCUCCCACGAUCCAAGGUGGCAAGGUUGGCGGCUUCCAGAGGGCCAACCCCAACCCCCUGAGCGGUUUCUAA
Messenger RNA from Trichoderma breve, 564 nucleotides. RefSeq lists its product as uncharacterized. The transcript has a single exon. Bases 1 to 564 code for a protein of 187 amino acids. The record is from RefSeq and is a predicted model, not a curated record. Lineage: Eukaryota; Fungi; Ascomycota; Sordariomycetes; Hypocreales; Hypocreaceae.